This is a messenger RNA of Psammomys obesus (fat sand rat), 2883 nucleotides long. It is a transcript of the gene Chrna3, whose product is annotated as cholinergic receptor nicotinic alpha 3 subunit. Gene Ontology annotation, molecular function: acetylcholine-gated monoatomic cation-selective channel activity; transmembrane signaling receptor activity. NCBI's taxonomy places the organism in Eukaryota, Metazoa, Chordata, Mammalia, Rodentia, Muridae. The record is from RefSeq and is a predicted model, not a curated record. Gene Ontology annotation, biological process: nervous system process; monoatomic ion transmembrane transport; chemical synaptic transmission. Gene Ontology annotation, cellular component: synapse; neuron projection; postsynaptic membrane. The coding region runs from base 202 to 1650 and encodes 482 amino acids. The transcript is spliced from 5 exons.
UUCGCUGGGAUUCUUCCCCGAGGUGAACCCAGGCUUCCAAACCGCAGGCUGUGGCCUGGCGCAAGUCCCGUGCUUCCUGAGCCUGGGGGGCGGGGGGCACCCCUAGCCCGGGGCCCGCGAUUGCAGAGCGCCCGGCACACGGGGAUCCGUGGGCAGGAGGUCCUCGAAGGGAGAGGCGCGUCUCCGCGGGGACUGACGGGGAUGCCUCCCGCAGCGGCCAGUGCCUCAGAAGCCGAGCACCGCCUGUUCCAGUACCUGUUCGAAGAUUACAACGAGAUCAUCCGGCCUGUGGCCAACGUGUCCCAUCCGGUCGUCAUCCAGUUCGAGGUGUCCAUGUCUCAGCUGGUGAAGGUGGAUGAAGUAAACCAGAUCAUGGAGACCAACCUGUGGAUAAAGCAAAUCUGGAAUGACUACAAGCUGAAAUGGAAACCCUCUGACUACCAAGGGGUGGAGUUCAUGCGCGUCCCUGCAGAGAAGAUCUGGAAGCCAGACAUCGUGCUCUACAACAACGCCGAUGGCGAUUUCCAGGUGGAUGACAAGACCAAAGCUCUACUCAAGUACACAGGAGAAGUGACUUGGAUUCCUCCAGCCAUCUUCAAGAGCUCGUGCAAAAUCGAUGUGACCUACUUCCCGUUUGACUACCAAAACUGCACCAUGAAGUUCGGCUCCUGGUCCUAUGACAAGGCGAAGAUCGACCUGGUCCUCAUUGGCUCCUCAAUGAACCUCAAGGACUACUGGGAAAGCGGCGAGUGGGCCAUCAUUAAGGCCCCGGGCUACAAACACGAGAUCAAGUACAACUGCUGCGAGGAGAUCUACCAGGACGUCACGUACUCGCUGUACAUCCGCCGCCUGCCGCUCUUCUACACCAUCAACCUCAUCAUCCCCUGCCUGCUCAUCUCCUUCCUCACCGUGCUCGUCUUCUACCUGCCCUCCGACUGCGGCGAGAAGGUGACGCUCUGCAUCUCCGUGCUCCUCUCCCUCACCGUCUUUCUCCUCGUCAUCACCGAGACCAUCCCUUCCACCUCGCUGGUCAUCCCGCUGAUCGGGGAGUACCUCCUCUUCACCAUGAUCUUCGUCACCUUGUCCAUCGUCGUCACCGUCUUCGUGCUCAACGUGCACUACAGAACUCCCACCACGCACACGAUGCCCGCUUGGGUCAAGGCUGUGUUCCUCAACCUGCUGCCCAGGGUCAUGUUCAUGACCAGGCCGACCGGCAGCGAGGGAGACGCUCUGAAGCCCAGGGCCUUCUACAGUGCAGAGCUCUCAAACCUGAACUGCUUCAGCCGGGCAGACUCCAAGAGCUGCAAGGAAGGCUACCCCUGCCAAGAUGGGGCGUGUGGCUACUGCCACCACCGGAGGGUGAAAAUCUCAAAUUUCAGUGCCAACCUCACAAGAAGCUCCAGUUCGGAGUCUCUCGAUGCUGUGUUGUCCCUCUCUGCUCUGUCACCAGAAAUCAAGGAAGCCAUCCAAAGUGUGAAGUAUAUUGCUGAAAACAUGAAAGCACAGAACAUGGCCAAAGAGAUUCAAGAUGACUGGAAGUAUGUUGCCAUGGUGAUUGACCGCAUCUUUCUCUGGGUUUUCAUCCUGGUGUGCAUUUUAGGAACGGCAGGAUUAUUUCUUCAACCUUUGAUGGCCAGAGAUGACACAUAAAUUGUGACCCAUGUUCACGGAGGCUCACCUGUGCUGAGGCGCAGGCAUAUUCUCAACAGCACCAUGCUUUAUCCAAUCACCAGCUCUGAGUUUGCUAUUUCAGCAGUUAUUUUCAACUCACCUUGACUUUUGGUUAAAAAAAAAAUGUGGAAGAAAAACAUCUAGUUAUUUAUUAUGCAUAAAUGAACAUUUAACUAGCCUUGUGGUUGAAGCUUCACUAGAGAGGAAAACUUUCUAUUCACAAAGAUUCCGUCCACUAGCUCAGUCGCUCUGUGGAUCUCCUCAUUGGUUUAGCCCACAACCUCCUUGAAAUUGUAGAGCAUCUCAGUCAUACCCCACCACCACUUCUUUCUCACCGUCUUUCCCAAGUCCAAGGGCUGCACUUGUGUCUCAGUACUUGUGUCAAGGCUACAUCCCUCAUUAUCAUACCCUGAGAAAUUACACCCGAUCUCACACUGUUAGUAAACUACCCUAGUCUGCUCAAGUGGCUAAUUUAGAAUAACAUCCCAUAGAUCCCUGCAAGACUUUAAUCCCAGCAGCAGGAAGCAGAGUCAGAGGCAGGCGGGAUCUCUGUGAAUUCGGGGCCAGUGUGGUCUAGAUAGUGAGUUCCCGACCAGCCAGGGCUACAUAUCUCAAAACAACAAAAAUCCCAAACUGGAAAACCUAUACACAAAGUUCUCAUAGUUUACAAGCCUGAGAAGCCUAGGAUCAAGGUGCCAGCAAGACUGUCUGGGGAGGAAUUUUCCACAUAAAACAUACCUUCCAGUGUAUCUUUAAGUGGCUGAAAGGGCUAGUCUUUCUGGAGUCUUUUACAAGAGCACCAAUUCCAUUCAUCAGGGUGUGACCUCAUGACCUAAUAACUUCCCAAACAGUAUUGCAUGGUAGCCUCACACAUGAGCUGUAGGGAGCCAUUCAGACCACAGGAUGAACCAUCAGAGUUGGGCUUCACCACCUUCACUCUAGGGUUUGGGCUCCAGAGUUGUGCUGGGAUGUGAGGUGUAGACUCAACAGCCCUGUGGUUUCUGCCCACUGGAUGCCAGUAGCCAGCCUGCUUGUCUUGGCUGUCAGGACACCCAGGAUGUAGAAGGACAUUGUCAAAAUUGGCUCUGCCUGAGAAGCUAUUUGAACAAAUUGGGUUUCCAUAUUACACUUCUGGAUCUGAACCAUUUAAGUAUUCUUGCUAGCUGGUGUAUGUGUGUGUGUAUUUUUCUCUAUAUGAAAAUAAAACCUGAA